ACGAGUUUUCAGAGCUCCUGCCGAGUCACGACUUGCCAGAGAAUCCAAAGCUCGUCGGGAAAAAUGGCGAUGGCAUAGACGGACGGAAGUAAAAGAAGAACAGGAGAAGGGAAGAAGCGGAUUCAAAGAGACUGUCCUUUUCGCUGUUGUGUACUUAUCAGGCGAGGAUGAUAGUCGGUAAGGGAAGUCACGAGGAAGAAGAGUACAGAGAUGAUGAGUUUGGUCCGAGGCGAGAUGAUCCCUGUUCGAACUCUACAGUUCACUGCAACAACGACGACAACAACAACAUCGCCGCAAACAAAGAUGCUAAGAACAGUGACAAGGCUGCAAUACGUUCAAAACACUCAGUCACGGAGCAGCGAAGAAGAAGCAAAAUCAAUGAAAGAUUUCAGAUAUUGAGGGAACUAAUUCCGCAUAGUGAUCAGAAACGCGAUACAGCUUCGUUCUUAUUAGAGGUGAUAGAAUAUGCCCAGUACUUACAAGAGAAGGUGCAAAAGUACGAAGGCUCGUAUCCCGGAUGGAGUCCCGAACCAACAAAGUUGAUACCUUGGAGGAAUACUCACUGGCGGGUUCAGGGUUUUGCCAACCACCCGCAUACUAUAAAUAACGGGUCUGGUCCAGGGACGCCAUUUCCAGGGAAGUUCAAGGAGAAUAAUAUGACGACUGCACCUGCAUUUGUCCCUGGAGCUCAAAAUCCAGCUGAAUCUGAACCUGGCAUGGAUGUAGCCUACAGACAAAUGGAUAGGCAGCCAGAGUUGGUAGACAGCAAGGGAUUAUCUCUGUCCAUGUCAGUUGCACCGACUCCUCAACCGUCACAUAGUGCACAAUCGAAUGAAAGCCCUGCAAGGAGUGAUGUUCCAUGUCAAACCGAGGAACUAGUCAUCGAAGGGGGAACAAUUAACAUCUCUAGUGUCUACUCUCACGAGCUAUUAAGCUCAUUGACACAAGCACUCCAGAAGGCCGGCAUCGAUCUAUCACAUGCUAGGCUUUCCGUGCAGAUCGGUCUCGGGAAACAACCCAAUCAAGGGCCAACAUUUGCAUCACUCACUGCAAAGGACCAGUUAUCUGAUAAUCAAGGGAUACCCCAGCCUAAGGAUCCAAACAGUGAGGAUGAAUCUGAUCAUUCUCAUAAGCGCGUGAAGAAGACAUAGCAAAAACACUGUCUGUGUAUUGAUCAUUUGAUUUCCCUGUUGCCCCAAUUGGCUGGAUGAUGUUUUGUUUUCCUCUUUGGUUAUAAUAUAUGGCUGUAAAUGCUCGGCUUCUGGGUUUUGGUUGA
Molecule: messenger RNA, 1276 nt
Organism: Tarenaya hassleriana
Lineage: Eukaryota; Viridiplantae; Streptophyta; Magnoliopsida; Brassicales; Cleomaceae
Product: transcription factor BIM2
Exons: 7
Coding region: 168-1151 (327 amino acids)
Biological process (GO): DNA-templated transcription
Molecular function (GO): protein dimerization activity; DNA-binding transcription factor activity
Source: RefSeq, a predicted model, not a curated record